Messenger RNA from Melozone crissalis (California towhee), 3268 nucleotides. It is a transcript of the gene CEP89, whose product is annotated as centrosomal protein 89. The record is from RefSeq and is a predicted model, not a curated record. The transcript is spliced from 19 exons. The coding region runs from base 22 to 2403 and encodes 793 amino acids. Gene Ontology annotation, cellular component: centriole; ciliary transition fiber. Lineage: Eukaryota; Metazoa; Chordata; Aves; Passeriformes; Passerellidae. Gene Ontology annotation, biological process: mitochondrion organization; chemical synaptic transmission; cilium assembly.
GAGCCGUGCCGUCCCGUCCCGAUGGCGUUCCUGUUCAGGAGAGGCCGCAGGGGCCCCUUCAAACACAUAGCUCAUGGCCUGGUCCCUGCUGCCACCAUAGCUCCUAAACCUGCAGUUCCCCGCACCCCUCCCCCUCGUAGUCCAAACCCUUCUCCAGAAAGGCCCAGGUCUGCUCUAGCAGCAGCAAUCCUUGCAACAGCACUAACAGGGCGCACUGUUGCUAUUCCUCAGCCUCGGCAGAGAUCCCUUUCUGAAGGUGAUUCCACCUACUUGGAGCAAGAAUGUUUGGAGCCAUAUGCAACAGUCACAGAGCUUGGAAUAGGAUCUAACUGGAACCUCGAUGGUUGUGACCGAUCUCCUCUGCAGUCCCUGGAAAUAUCAGGCAAUUAUGGUGAAGAUGAGGACAUGGAUACAUAUCUUUCAGAUGCUGAUAAAGAGGCAGAGUCCAGCUGCCAGAGUAAUGAGAAAAGGGAAGGAAGCUUUAGCUCCAAUGCUAUUUAUUCUGUUCCCUGCAAAACUAAAAAGGAAGAGUUUCCACAAUCUCCUAUUCCUAAUGCUGACAAGAAAGAAAUUCCUUCCCAUGAAACUGAGUGUCAGGUGCUGGUGGAUAGGUCAAGUGUACAAGUAGAAGAAGACCAAAAUCUGGGCUUGAAUUUAAAGGAGGAAAAAUCAGUAGCUGAAAAUCUGGUACAUGACAAACCUCCACCAUCCCCAGAUGUGUCUGCUCGGGCAAGGCAAGUAUGGGAAAAUAUAAGCAAAGAAAAGUUCAGAGAACUAAAACAAGAAAACUGGUCUCUGAAAAAGGCAUACCAAGCUGUGGUCCAGCGAUUUGAGGGAACAAAACAGCUCAUAAAAGAACAGGAAUUAAAGCUGAAGAUGCUAGAAGAAGAAAACAGAAGACUUAAAGAAGCUGCAGAGAACUCACAUAGAGAAGGGGAGGCAACAGAAUUACUUUCUCUCAGACAACAAGCACAAGAGCUGGUAGAUGAAAACGAUGCUUUGAAAACAGUGGUCCAUCGUUUAAAUGUGGAAUUAAGUCGUUAUCAAACUAAAUUCAGGUCAUUGUCCCAAGAAGAGAAUGCAAAGCUGAAAAGCUUACCCAUGGAAGGACCACAACCACCAUGGCUGUUGGAUAUGAAGUAUUUGUCACCUCUUCUGUUGGCAUAUGAAGAUAGAAUAAGAGAAAAGGAAGAUUUUAUUCUUGAACAUGAGGAGGAUAUGAAGAAUUUUAAAGCACGAGUUGAAGAGUUGGUGAAGGAGAAUGAAGAUUUGCAUGGGCAAUUAAAUAACUGCAUUUCCCCAACAGAAUGGCAACUGCUACAAACUCAGGCCAAGCUUGUCUUGGAAGAAAACACAGUGUUGAUGGAGCAACUCAAAAUUCAACAAGCUAAAGCAAAAGAUAGUCACAGACAGCAUGUCCAAGAAGCUUCAAAGUUGACCAAACAAAUAGUAAUCUUAGAAGAUAAGAACAAGAGCCAAGAGAAAGAAAUAGCAGAGUACCAGAAGCAGCUGGAAGCUUUGUGUUCUACAUGUGAAGAGCUGAAAGCCAAAGUGGACAGCAGAAUACCAGAAAAGGAGCACUUGGCUGUGGUGAAUGAUUUAAAAAGUUGUUUACAGCAGGAGCAGGAGAAAAAACUCUCUGAGGUGGAAGCAGUAAUGGGAAAAAUGGCAUCACUGCAAAGUGAAAACAAGAAACUGCUCUUAGAGAAAAAUAACUUCAUGGCUGACAAGAAGAUCCUGGAAACUGAGAUGCAGUUGACUCAAAAGACAAACAGACGAUUAAAGAAGAAAAUUGGUCUUUUGCAAGUGCAGCUGGAGGAAGCAAUGGAAAAAGAAGUUGCAGCCCAUCACUAUCUAGCAAACCUUAUUGGGCUGGUGGAGAAGAUAGCUAAAGAACGUGAUCAUCUUGUAUUUUUGGCCAGAUGUUUGGAAAAUGAGAAUCAGGGUGUUCUCAAGAAAAUUAUAGAAGGCAGCCUGCGCUUAGGAAGAUUGGAAGAAAAAGUAAAGAUAUAUAAAAAGAAAGCAGCUGGGAAGCUUGGAGAUAUCAACCUCAAGAUGAGUGAGCAGGAGAAGGAAUUUGAAAGGAAGACUGCUCAGUAUGAGCAAGAAAAGAAGCACCUGCAGCAACUGCUGCAAGACAAACAGGAAACCCUCAAGGAGGUGCUGGAGCAAAACAGGAAAACAGAAGGGGAACUUGAAAUCAUGUGGGAAUCCACAGCCAAAGAAAACAAGAGAAUGAGAGAACUCUUACAGAAAUCCUUACAGAGGAAGAACACAUGGAGUGCUGUCACAGUUCAUGAACCACUCUCUCAGAAGGACCUAGUGUAUGGACAUGAUUUUAGCUAUUGUGAUGUGAAAACUUCAUCCCCUACUGAAAAUGAAAUUCAGCAGGAAUGUCACUGAUAAGAAUCUUAUCUCAUCCAAGAAAGAAAACUUGGUGCCUGAAUUUGACUUUUCAGCAGCACGAGGUGUAAUGGAAUGCUUGCUGUCUUCAAUAUUAGUGUAUUUUUAAGGUCAUGGAAAUGACAACAGCAUAUUCUCUACUUGUUCUGUUAAUAAUGUAAAUCUAGCCUAAAAUACAACUUUGCUGUUUGAAGAAAAGGCUGUUUAUUCUCAAGACAAAAUGUGGUGCAACUUUAAGUUAACAUCUUGGUGUUCAGCACAGACACACAAUGCCACAAAACAAGUGAGCAGCAAGACAGUGCUAGUUAAAAUUAAAAUGACAAGUUUCAGUGAAUUCUUCCUAAAUUGCCAGGUGGAGUAUGAUCCAAGCUGAAAAGAAAGUGUAGCUUAUACUUUCUCUCAUGAGGAAGCAUCUUGACUUUCUAAGAUGCAAAGAUGUCCUUAUACCAGUUGGUGUGCCAAAAAUCUUGUUGUCUAAAGGACAGAGAAGAAUUUGAGUGUGGAGCAGACAUGACUGAACCAUCCCCAUGACAGCUGCUGUGCCUGAAUGCACAAGUGUCCAGUGUGUAGAUUUACAGGAUCUGGGAUUUACAGGUGCUGGGGAACUCCUGCCAUGGGUUUGCCAAGGGGACAAGCUGCCAGCACAGGAUGCAGCUCUUCUCCGGAUUGUUUUGUUCAUCCUGCUUCAGACUCAGUGGCUUCAAAACCACCCAGAGUAUUCUCUGAAGCAGUGCUUAUUGUUUAUGCUUUUAGAUUAUUGACCUGUAUUUGUAUUAGCUUUCAGAUUUGUUGAUUUUUCACAAUAUUGCACAUCAACUUUGUAGUAGUAUAUAUUACUGUGAUACAACUUUAUUUUGGAUUUACA